UAAAUUAAUUGGUUUACAUGAAAGUUAUAACGUCUACAAAUGGCGGUAUAUAUACUGGAAUUUUUUUUUUUUAUACUAGUAAUGGCAGCGAUCAGCAACUUAUAGCGGGACUGUGGCAGGCAUUCUGACACUGGGGGGGAACUGACUAACUCUCACUGACAUCCCAAGUGACACCAAUACAGUGAUCAGUGCUAAUAAAAAGCACUGACACUGUACUAAUGGCAUUGGGCAUGAAGGGGUUAACAUCUGGGGCGAUCAAAGGGUUAAAUGUGUGCUGUGUGUUGCUUUACUUAAGCAUGCUGCUUUGUAUUGCUCUGCAUAGCAGAGCAAUACAAAGCAACGUGCUGGAGCUGACAGGAGAGAGAUCU
Molecule: messenger RNA, 368 nt
Organism: Staurois parvus
Lineage: Eukaryota; Metazoa; Chordata; Amphibia; Anura; Ranidae
Source: the annotation of a GenBank genome assembly